This is a messenger RNA of Betta splendens (Siamese fighting fish), 2992 nucleotides long. It is a transcript of the gene ftr82, whose product is annotated as finTRIM family, member 82. The coding region runs from base 248 to 1978 and encodes 576 amino acids. Lineage: Eukaryota; Metazoa; Chordata; Actinopteri; Anabantiformes; Osphronemidae. Gene Ontology annotation, molecular function: protein binding; zinc ion binding. The transcript has 7 exons. The record is from RefSeq and is a predicted model, not a curated record.
CCCUCCUCGCUCAACCUGCUUAUCUAAACUGGGCAGGGCUCGAUAUACUCACAGCACGGUGGGAGGGCCUUGUCUGCUUUCAAUCAAUAACCUCUGGAAUUUAGAAAUACAAGAAGGUCCUGUCUCUGGCAGGCGGUAACACACUCUGAGGGCGGGCUCCCAGGCGCACACGGCAGACUUUUCCAUCGGCUCCUGUCACUUCUUCCGUGUGUUUCCGCAGGUCUGACGGCGUUCUGGGUUUAUCACAAUGGCCGAUCACACGUCGCCAGACUACUUCAGCUGCUCCCUGUGUCUGAACCUCCUGAGGGAUCCGGUGGCUAUCCCCUGUGGGCACAGCUUCUGUAUGGACUGCAUCAGCGGCUACUGGAAUGAGGCUGACUACACGGGGAUCUACAUUUGUCCCCAGUGUAAGAUCACGUUCACCCAGAGGCCAGUGCUGCGGCCCAACGCCACCCUGAGCAUGGUGGCUGAGAAGAUCAAGAAGAGCGGACUGGACCUCAGCCCGAACGCGUCCCAGGGGAAUGUUUAUGCUGGCGCAAACGACGUCCCCUGUGAUUUCUGCACCGGGAAGAAGUUAAAGGCCGUCAAGUCGUGCCUGAACUGCCUGGCGUCCUACUGCGAGAAGCACCUGAAGCCUCACUACGAGUCGGCCACCUUCAAAAGGCACAAGCUGGUGGACGAGCUGGGAAACCUGGACAGGAAGAUCUGCCAGCAGCACCAGAAGUCCCUGGAGCUGUUCUGUCGCACGGACCAGAUGUGCAUUUGUGCCAUCUGCACAGUCAGUGAACACAGGGGCCAUGACAUUGUGUCCGCUGAGGCCGAGAGGAGCGAGAAACAGAAACUUCUGGGAGUCUCCCAAGCUGAGAUUAGACAGAAAUGCCAGGAAAGGGUGAAGGAGCUGGAGGAACUGAAAACUGCUGUGGAUUCCCUGAAGAACUCGGCCCAGAGAGCGAUGGUGGAGAGCCAGAAGAUGUUUGAGGACAUGAUCCGCUCCAUUGAGCGAAUGAGAUCAGAGGUCACCAAGCUGAUUGGUAUCAACGAAAAGGCAGCUUUCAACCAGUCUGAAGCUUUGGUCGAGCGGCUGGAACAGGAAAUUGAUGAACUGAAGAAAAAGGAGUCUGGUCUCAAGCAGCUGUACAGCACCGAGGACCACAUUCACUUUCUGCAGAACUUUAACUACCUGUGCACCCCCACUGACGACGGCUUCAUUCCAAAAGUGAGCUUGAACCCAGACUUUUCCUUCGCGGCUGUCAGGAAAGCUGUGGGUGAGAUCAAGGAGCGCCUCGAGGAAUUUGGCCGAGAGGAGCUGCUAAGGAUCUCCAAGUCAGUGAAUGAAGUCCCAGUCUACACUACGGAAAGUCGAACACUGGAAAGAAAGAUCAGAGCCAAAGAAAUGACAGUGGACAACACUCCUCCUCCUCUUCCAGAGCCGAGAAGCAGAGCAGAUUUUGUGAAAUAUUUCUGCCAGUUGAAACUGGACCCCAGCACAGCCUACAAGGAGCUGUACAUCUCUGAGAACAGCAGGAAAGUCCUCCGCACCAGAGACCUGCAGCCCUACGGCGACAACCCAGAGAGGUUCGAUAGCUUUGCCCAAGUGCUGUGCAGAGAGGCCUUGUCUGGAGGCCGCUUCUACUGGGAGAUCGAGUGGAGCGGGGAGUUCUCCAUCGGGGUGGCCUACAAGAGCAUCAGUCGAAAAGGCAAAGGGUCAUUGUGUCUCCUGGGCUACAACGACAAGUCCUGGAGCCUCCUCUGCUCGGACUCAGGUUACUCUGCUUGGCACAACCGGGUGGACAAAGCCAUCAGCGGCCCCCACUCUCCCAGGCUGGGUGUGUACCUGGACCACAGCGCAGGUGUGCUGGCAUUUUACAGCAUAGGCAACACCAUGACCCUCCUGCACAGGUUUGAGACCAAGUUCGUCGAGCCCAUCUAUCCCGGGUUUGGAGUCGGAACCUCGGUCAGGAUCUGUAACGUCAAGUGAUGAAUAUUUAUCUGUCUUCAUUUUAUCAAUAUCUGAGCUCUUGUGAAUAUCUGAACAUAUUUUUUUCAAUGCUUUUGGACUAUAUAUUUUUGCUAAAUGUUGAAAGUGUAUCAAACCACGUGGGUGAAUUUAUGUGUAUAUAAAUUUUUGAUCUUUAGACAUAUUAACUUUUGCAUUGCAUUGUUUUUUUUAGGAAAUAACAAAAUGCUUUAUUGCUACACAACUGCGACAUACAGAAAAGUGUUACGCCUCUUAGCUUCUGAUCAGAACUGCUGGAUGAUAUUACAACAUGUCAUGUUACAUUUUUUCAUUUAUUUGUUCCUAACAAAUUUCAAAUUAUUUUAUUAUUUAGUCAUGAGUCACAAGCAACGACAACAUUAAAUACAUUUACUUGUAAUAGGACCUCACGUUGUUGGCCAAUAUUAUUGCACAAUAAACUGAAUACAUUAUAUACUUUUGAAAGUAGAAGUGAAAAGGAUUAUUACAUUAUUGUUGUCCGAAUAUAUAUAAAAUAGUAUUUGUUUGUAUUUUUAUUUCAUGUUGUGAUAUUAUUCAACAGUGAAAUCAGUUGCUAAGUCCUGUUUUUUAUUCACUAAAAUAAACUAACCUUUAUUUAAUUUUGUGAUGUUUACUUAUAGAACAGGCAACUUAAGUAUAAUUGUAUCAGUUAAUGAACACACUCAUUUUUGAUAGAAAUAAAUAAAGAGACAUAUGAAUUCCUAGUUUUGUUUUUAUUUUAUUUAAUUUUGCAUAAUAAUUGUUACCCAUAUUUCUUCAUUAAAUGUUUCAAUGGGUAAAGGUCUGCAUGAUUUGGACAUACAAAACUUAAUCCUUCAUUUUAUGUUUGAACUAAAAGUCAAAUUGGUACGUGAAAUAGUCCAUUUGAAAUCACAAGCAUGUCCAUUUGCUGAUUUGGAGCAUUCAGCUGUGUGUCAGUAUGAGCUUAACAGAUAUUUCCUUAAAUAGGCUAUUUUCUAUUAUUUAACUGCAGGCAACUGAAUAAUCUGAAAUAAU